AUGACUGUCGCUGAAAGCAACAACGAAAAGGAAUUUUUCGUCAAAGAAAUUCCUGAACAGUUCACUGAUUGGGAUCUGUUCCGUGUUUUUCUCAAAUAUGGAGCUGUUGAUAAUGUUAGAAUCCCUUCAACUCAAAACGCCGGUCAAACCAAAUAUGGGUUUGUAACAAUGCUCACUCUCAACGGUUCUGAUGCUGUAAGGAAAAACAUUAACAAAAGAAAGUUGGUUGUCUCUGAUAAUAUCAGUAUUUGGGUGAGCGAUAUUCGUGUUAACGGGACUGACAAAACAAACCCUAAGAAAUCCGACAGUAGAGUUCUUGCACCGAUCUCCCAAAAUGUAACUCCCGUGUUGAAAUCCAAGCAGACCGAAGAAGAAAAGGGGCGAAGACUGCCAGAUUCGUUUAUCGCCUUCCGUGAUCUUUCAGUCGGUGAAACCAUUCAGGCUAAAGUCGUUACAUCUCCUCCCGGAGCUGAGAAUGAGUUUUCUUUCCACGUAGUGGAGGUUGGAGCACCUAACAAGAAUUACAGCGCUAUGAGCGAUAAUUUGAGUCAUUACUGUAAAACUAGCCCUUCCCUUAAAAACAGUAGUGAAGUUAAAGUUGGCGGUUUCUUAGUUUACUCAUAUGAAAAUGCCUACUCUCGCGCCAAACGAGUUUCUGAAACACAAGUUUAUUUGAUAGAUCUUGGAGUUCUCUUACCAUUUUCUCUUAAACGCUGUUGGAAAAUACUUCCUAACUUCUGUAAUCUUCCAGCUUUGGUUGUGCCCUGUUCGCUUGCCAAUGUUAAAUGGGUCAGGACCACGCCCGAAGCGAUCACAGCUGUCAGAGACGUUUUACUUCAAUGGUCUGAGACACAGGGCACUGUUCGCAUUCAGAGCACUGGAUUCAGAAAAUCUUUGAACAUCUUGAAUGUUAUUCAAAAUGAAGAUUCUCAAAACAACUUGAUUAAUUCACUUACAAAGGAAGGAUACUGUGAGUUAUCCUCCGAAGACUCCUGUGUAAAAACAUAUUCAAGAGCUGAGCUUUUAAAUAUCAAAACGAAGAUUGAAGACACGAAGUGCUGCGGGGACAUGGCCAGUAUUCAGGAGCAAUUCCAAAAAUUUGAAAUUUCAGAAGUGCUCAUUGCUUAA
Auanema sp. JU1783 is the source of this 1128-nucleotide messenger RNA. NCBI's taxonomy places the organism in Eukaryota, Metazoa, Nematoda, Chromadorea, Rhabditida, Rhabditidae. The record is from the annotation of a GenBank genome assembly.